AUGCGAUGCGCGAGCAAGGCCGCCGAGAGCGCGUCUGCACGUCUCUGUGCGGACGCCGAAGCAGAAACUACAGCAACUGAUGUCCCAUCGGUUGCUGAAUCGACUCAGCCUGUAUCACCUGGUGAUGCAGGCGCUGGUCAUGAAGACACUCGUGUCUCACAGAGUACGAGCUCGGUGUCUCGUACUCUCCUGAUACGGAUGACGGAUCCGUAUCGACGGCAAUUGAAUCCAAGCCGCCUGCCAAGCGUGAGCAUGGACGAUGCUUGCGUCGCAGCAUCUUUGGUUCAUCUGAUGAGUCAGAUGAACCAUCGCCGAAGCGAAGGCGCUCGAGGUCGCGAGACUCGGGCGCCAAUAGUGGUGUCGUUUCUCCAAUGGACACCACUUCUCAGCGAGGUGCCAGUACUUCUGUCGGCACGUCGCAGGAAGAGCGGGACCGCAAUGUGUUGCGUCUCGCCUCCAGAAAAGAAGGCAUGGAUGCCUCCUAAAUCUGUCAGUGGAUCACUUGUCGGCGACGACGAGUGA
Peronospora matthiolae is the source of this 522-nucleotide messenger RNA. The record is from the annotation of a GenBank genome assembly. Lineage: Eukaryota; Oomycota; Peronosporomycetes; Peronosporales; Peronosporaceae.